Molecule: messenger RNA, 3106 nt
Organism: Paralichthys olivaceus (Japanese flounder)
Lineage: Eukaryota; Metazoa; Chordata; Actinopteri; Pleuronectiformes; Paralichthyidae
Gene: aqp4
Product: aquaporin 4
Biological process (GO): water transport; transmembrane transport
Cellular component (GO): plasma membrane; basolateral plasma membrane
Molecular function (GO): water channel activity
Source: RefSeq, a predicted model, not a curated record
GUACUGCAGGUCAGCUUGUAGGUGUGAUGAGGGUCUCCCCUCUGUGUGGGUGAAUACCUCACCCAGGACUAAUGAAUGAACACACAUCACACACAGCGGGGACAGGCAGAGGGAGAGCGAGGUAUUGCUUUCGGUGAGUUUGAGCCCUUUAAACUGAAGGGAAAGAGACGAGGGAAGUAUCCCUGCAACUCUGCUGCUCUGGAGGAGGUUCCUGUCCUGGUGUAGGUGUCAGAGCACGAUGGUGGCAUUUAAAGGGAUCUGGACCAAGGACUUCUGGAGGGCUGUAUCCGGAGAGUACCUGGCCACGCUGAUCUUUGUCCUCCUCGGUCUGGGCUCCACCAUCAACUGGGCCGCGGGGGAGGAGAAGCCUCCCCCGGCCGACCUGGUGCUUAUCUCGCUGUGCUUCGGCCUCAGCAUCGCCACCAUGGUGCAGUGCUUCGGUCACAUCAGCGGCGGACACAUCAACCCGGCCGUCACCGCAGCCAUGGUUGUGACGAGGAAGCUGAGCCUGGCCAAGGCUGUGUUCUAUGUGGUGGCUCAGUGUCUGGGAGCCGUGACAGGAGCGGGGAUCCUCUACCUUGUCACACCUGCUGCGUUCAGAGGGUCGCUCGGCGUGACCACGGUGAACUCCAACAUCUCAUUAGGACACGGCCUCCUGGUGGAGCUCAUUAUCACGUUCGAGCUGGUUUUCACCGUCUUCGCCACCUGUGAUCAGAAACGCACAGACCUCGGAGGCUCCGGCGGCCUGGCCAUCGGCCUUUCUGUGGCGAUUGGCCACUUGUUUGCAAUUCCUUUCACAGGAGCCAGCAUGAACCCUGCUCGUUCUUUUGGGCCUGCGAUGGUCACCCUUAACUUCGAGAACCACUGGGUGUACUGGGUGGGGCCUAUCCUGGGCGGCAUACUGGCUGCCGGCCUGUACGAGUACCUGUACUGCCCUGACGCUGAGCUUAAGAAGAGGCUCAAAUACAUCUUCCAGAAGGACCCAUCGGGGAAAUACAGGGAGGUGGAGGCUGAGGACCUUUCCAUCAAGCCGGGCUCCAUCCACGCCAUCGACCUGGAGAAAGCGGAGAAGAAAGAUCCUUUCCAGGACUCGCCGGGGGAGGUGCUGUCCUCUGUAUGACUAUCACGUGCACUGGAAAUGGAGACCAAUCUAUAGACCAGAUUGACAAUCAAACUUUGGAAUAUCCACCUGACCACCCCCCCUCAAAAGACUUUGUCCUAAUCACAGCAGAAUAUGAUUUGUAUCAUGAGGCAUCGCAGCAGGGCAGAAUCACUCUCAUCGUCAUAAAGCUAAUAUGAUGUUACGGCUCAAUCCCGCAAACACCUACACUUACAGCCUGUUCGAUACUCCUCCUGAGGGCCCUGUGUGAUGAUGUGGCAGCAUGCGGUGCACAUUGCACACAUACAGCCCCCGCAAUACAUUUUGUUAGAGGGACCUUUACUGGGCCAACCAAUUAGGUAGGGGUCAUCUUGCUGCACUAGAGAAGUGAAGAAGAAAAUGCAGCCUUGUUAUUUUUGGAUUAGUGUCACAUUCGGUCCGUGUACUGUAUAUGUAAUACCAGGUGAGAUUUUCCAUGUGAUCAUUAAGCACAUUACAGGUCCCGGGUAAAACAUGAGCCAUCUGUGACAGCAUUAUUAUUAGAGUUAUAUUAUAGUGCUCUCCAUUUUCAGUGCAUUAGUCAGGGAAGAAACCAACGCAUCUUUAUGGAGGCAUUCUGUGGUGGUUUAUUUCUGCUUUUUGACGUUCUUGUUGUCACUAUGAUUUCUGUUUUGUUUUUAUAAAAUGUGAUGAGCAGUUUUUUGGGAUCCAAAUUUGCUUCUUCUCAUACAUUUCUUUGCUGUUAUUCAAGCGUUUAAUUUAUUGAUAACACAUUUGGCUGAUUUCCUUAACUUUGUGCUCAAACGCAGUAUUUCUAAGUCAUGCUCGCAAACUGGAUGUGCUACAAGAUGUAAAAGAAGAUUUUAAAAAAAGUCUAAAUCAGGAAUAACUUCUCUUUAGCUUUUUAACAUUUCUUAAGUGAAACGCCUCACAGAUCCACUGCAGCCUCCACAUGUUUAUGAGAAGUCCAGUGACUACACCUACAAGGUUUUUCAAUUGAGUCACAGUUUCUGUUCAGGCAGCUGAGCACUGGGGAGACGAGCGGUCCGGAUCGAUGAUAGAUUGGCUCAUCUACUCAGAUGAUGUCUCCCUGCGGCCAGAUAAAUGUCCAUAUUGUGUGUUCCUCGUGAGUUAAGUCUCGAGGAAUGGCUUCGUAUAAUCUCAUGCCAUCAGGCACCGACCACAGAAACUGAUGCCACUUUGUGAUACGACACAGAUCUUGUUGUGUCUCCACUUUUUAAGAACGGGUGUGAUUCCAUUUAUUUUCUCUAGGAUGCAGACGAAAUGAUGAGACCCUCUCAUCAUGCUGCAUCAAGUUUUAUACACAGGUGUAUUUCGUUUAAAAGGCUAGAAUGCCACUGUGCAAGAUGAUUUUCCUCCUACAUUUCCCAUCUCACCCUUUUUCAAAACAUGGUGCAUAUUCAUUUUUUUGUGUCACAACAGCAUCCCUUACUGGCCGCAGUGUGAAUCGCACACUAUGUAAUACUGCUCCCAUCUGCAUUUCUCCAGGGGAGGGCAGCCACGAGCCUUGGAUGUGCAGGUUCCUCUGCAGACACAAAGUCAGUUUUAUUUAUUCAAGUCUGAGACACAUUUCAUUUGAAACUGGUCCAAGCCAUUAAUUCAGAACUGCACUGGAGGAUUAAGUGUUACGCAGCCCUGCAACAGGGACCCAGUGCUUAAGUGGGAGCAAAGCAACUGAAAUAGUUCUUUUUUUUUUAAAUUUUUGUCAAACUUUGUAUUCUUAGCAUUUUUACAGUAUUAAUUACUGUUUGUCGCUUGAGCUGCCUAAAUUAAGUUGUAUCCUUCAUACUUUCUUAUUAAAGAUGAAACUCUUGUGCACUUGUGAGAUUGUUGUGCUGUUCUUCAAGGCCUUGCUGGAGUUGGAGACGAACAGCAUUGAAUCUCUUGGCGGCUCCGAUCCUUUACCUGCAGGCCCGCUGCCCGAGUCCCUUAAGGCUCCAGUGGCUCGAGGCCAGCGCCGUCUCAGCUCCCCCUUAAUCAUCUUUA